This is a messenger RNA of Macroventuria anomochaeta, 2271 nucleotides long. RefSeq lists its product as uncharacterized. Bases 388 to 2175 code for a protein of 595 amino acids. Gene Ontology annotation, molecular function: phosphopantothenoylcysteine decarboxylase activity; FMN binding. Gene Ontology annotation, cellular component: phosphopantothenoylcysteine decarboxylase complex. Gene Ontology annotation, biological process: coenzyme A biosynthetic process. The record is from RefSeq and is a predicted model, not a curated record. The transcript has a single exon. Lineage: Eukaryota; Fungi; Ascomycota; Dothideomycetes; Pleosporales; Didymellaceae.
AUUCACUUGAAAGUGCCAGUUCCUUUGUAGCAGCGGGAUCGUAGAUCCACGCAUCGUCAACAUGCACUACAUUCGCGUGAGCUAGGCACCUCGAAACGGUGCCCACGGCUCCGCGGAACGCGUUUAUAUUCGGUCUCUUCUUAGUCAUUCAUCAUCAAGAGGGCGCCAAGCCUUCACUCUAGCAGUCCCACGAAACUGUCUUCAUUUACGUAGUUCCCCACACUGGCGAACCGAGUUUCUCGAGGCUUGAAGGCGACUCGUUUGCGGCUCGCCAUGUCACCAUGCUCGCCUGUCAAUGCCAGAACCACGAGAUAACAUAGGGUCUAUGGUGGUGUGAAGGACUGUGGGGCAGCGGCCAAUGGCGGUCUAACUUCGUAACACAUUCCCAUGCUUCAGAUCGCUGACCGCACACUUCCACAACACUGCACAAUACGCCACAACGACUCUAUGACCUCGCAACCCGCUGAACGCCCACUGAAGGUCCUCGUCGCACUGACCGAUCCAGUUACCUCCAGGUUUGGCUCUGCGGUUGUUGCGCGCCUACAACGACUUGAAAAUGUUUCUCUACGCAUCAUAGCGCGCACACCGUUUCCCACGUCACCAUUUACGACCGUCUCACCGACCCUCGAGCCUGUCUGGCACACGUACAAUGCCGAAAAUAAUACAACGCCUGGGUCGCAACAUGCAGACUUCGUCGAAACCCAAGUCGCUGAGUACUGCUCGUGGGCAGACUCGCUCGUCAUUGCGCCGCUCGAUGCCGAGAACAUAGCGCAAAUGCUGCAUGGCUUUACAAGCAACCUCCACUUGAAAGUAUUGCGUAGCUGGGAUGUUUCGAAGAAGAUUCUCCUCAUACCGGGCAUGUCAACUUUGCAGUGGGAGCAUCCCAUGUCAAAAAAACAGAUCAGCAAGAUAAAGAAGAAGAUGAACUGGAUUCGCGUCUUGUCUCCGUUGCUAUGGAAUUACGAUCAGACUGGCAGAAAGAUCGUGCCUUGGGGAGGACACAAGGAACUUGGCGAGUCUGUACAAACGCAGAUCGACUUGAUGGCAGUCGGUGAACGCAGUGUCGCAUUGUCAACUGCACACCUGCCUGCACUGAAGCCGUCCAAGAACAAGGGGCCUCGUCUUCCACCAGAGCUCUGGUCUAUCAUACUGGAAUUCACCGAGGACUGGGAGCUGGCCACCACACUCAACGUGCACACCAACCUCCCAGUCCCUCGCGAGUGGCAACAGGCUGCCAGUGAAGCAGGGCCGAAGACUCAGAUGCAAAAGCUGGGCUGGACGCUACUCACGUGCAGCUAUGCUGACAUUGCGAAAGCGUUCGACACAGAAAAGCCCACUCGCAUCACACGUCCAUGCCUCGAUCUCAUCAUGCGAUUUGCUAUGGUACCUGUGCUCAAGCAUCUGGAGUACCAUCACAAAGAUCUCUUCUGGCAGCAUUUUGGCCAUACCUUCCUUCCCCACAAAGCAUCACUCUUCAGCAAGAUUGAGAUUCUCGACUACUGGCGCACGUCUCCUACUUUCCUGACCAAAGAGUACUCCAGCGAAGCCAUGGACGCCGCAUCUCGCAACAACUCGACAAAUGCCCUCGACUGGUGGUACAAUUCAGGCCUGCCUUUAAAAUACACUGAAGCAGCCCUCGAGCAAGCUUCGUCGCAAUGUCACAUUCCUGUCUUGCACUGGUGGAAAGAGCACUCGCGGCACCGCACGCCCCCAACACCUGGUGAAGAGGCACCCCCCGCUAAGCUCCGUGACCCUCUGAAGCUCAAGGUCGGCAAGUCCAUAACAUACGCAACGCAAUCCAACAAGCUCGACGUGAUUAAAUGGUGGGUCAACAGUGGUGUGCCCUUCUCGCAUGAAGAUACUGUCACCAAAAUCGCAUCUACACAUGGACACACGAAAAUCUUGGACUACUGGAGAUCGAUUCGCGGUGAGAAGAUGCUCUUUGACAACCAGGUACUGGUCGGCCCCACAAAGAUGGGCAAGGCAGACGUACUUGAGUGGUGGAAGAAGAGUGGACUGAAGGUCGAGUACAAGACAUGUGACAUUGAGGAAGCCCUGGAAGAUGGUGUGGAGGGCGAGGCUGGUGAGAACGUGAGACGGUGGUGGGCUGAGAACGGAUUGAAUCUUGGAGUUGGGACGAGUGAGUGGAUGAGGGUCAAGACUUUGGGCUCUUGAAAGAGUAACUGGAGCAAAUGUAGAAGGAUGUACGACUUGGGUAUCAGCAUAGCAUAGCAUAGCGAAGGAGUUCAAUCAAGCGUUGCGUAGACAAAA